GAACGUUUCUGUCUGUUGGAGAGAGGAGGAUGAGGAAGUGGCUGGAGCAGGACUGGACUAGGAGAUGUAGCUACCUACACUGAAGCACCAGCAGCUGUCAGAUUACUAGCUAGGCAGCUAGAUAAUAGGAAUAUUUGACAAUGCGAUGGGCAACUGCUGGGGAUACUGUGUUGGGCUCUUCAGGAGAGAAGCCAACAGGAUCCAGAGAGGAGGCGGGUCAAAAUACUUCCGAAGCAGUACCACAGGGGAACAUUAUACAAUAGAGUUUGAAAAUCUGGUAGAGAGUGAUGAGGCUGAGAGCCCACAGCCCUGCCCAAGGCCCAUCAGCGAAGAUGAGAUCAAGCACCUCAAAGAACACUGCUACACUGCGAUCUCAGACGAGCAGAUCCUGAUAGACCAGAAGCUACAAGUGGAGUUAGAGGCACAAGAGGAGAAGUUAAGGCUAGAAGAGGAGGCUAGAAAUGCCGCCCAGCGUGAGGCCGCCAGGUUGGCACGUGAACGAAAAUUGAAGGAGCAGCUGUCUGCCCAGAGGAAACGAGGAAAAGCAGAUGGCUCCGGCAGUGAAACUCAGCAAAGGAAACAAGCCUCUGGGGAGGAUUUUGAUGUCUACCUCCAUAAUGUAAAAGCCCAGUCCGAGGCUUUCAGGAGCACCAGGCUGCCCUCUGACACGAACGUGGUGACUCCCAACACAGAGUACAGCUGGGAUUUCACCACCAAGACCCGCUCCACCAACGAUGACGGGACCUCACUGGAUCUCGAGUGGGAAGACGAGGAAGGAAUCAAUCGUGCGCUUCCAGCCUGGGAGAGGUCUCGGACAGAGGAGGACAUCCUGCGCGCAGCCCUGAGGCCCGGCAGCAAGCAGAUGAACAGCGGCCCGACCUCGGCCUCCGAGGACUCCACCGCACUGGAGUGGGAGAAUGAUUUUGUGAGUACCCAUCCAGAGGACACUGCAGACACUGAGUUUGAAGGGUUUGUCAAUCCUGUCCUAGACACUCCCUCUGAGGACGCCUCGGACUGUGGCCUCAGGUUGGACAACCAGGACAGAUAGUGUCCAGCACCAAAGGAGAGGUUUGUUGUGUGUACUCUUCGUGUCAAAGCUCACCAGCUUUUUGCCUCAUGAAAUGAAAAUGAACUUACUUGCUCUUCAUAGUCUGUAAUAUGAGACUCUGAUGCUGCGGGAAUACGUUGUAUGUAUCUCUACACUACAGUGUAGUGAUGUUUUUAUCAAAUACUCAUUUUUUCAGUGCCUUCAUUUGCCAAAUUAGCCGACCAUUUUAUGCAUUGUAACUUAAACUGAUCAGUUACCAUCCAUCAUCAUUUGACACAUUGUUUAGUAAGUGCUUCUUUUCAACGCACAGUGCCCAUGUGACCAUACAGAAGCUGCCAAGCUACUCUGAAGUCAAACUUUAUUGUAAAAGCAGAUGACUGCUCUAGGAGCUGCAUAUUAUACUCACUGAUGGAAAUGGACAUUGUACGUUGUACUUUUUAAAUCCCAGUGGGGCAAUUUGUCCUCUGCAUUUGACCUUUCCUAACUAUUUAGCAGCAGUUGACAGCCACAGCACAGUGCCCAACCAACGGCAGUUCUGAGGCCAGUGCCUUGGUCACUUGGUCUUUUGGUGUGUGAAAAAACCCACACAAACACAGAAAGUAAACAUCCAAACUACAGAAAAAGUCCUCACUCAGCCCUCAGUCUCUCUCCUUAGUUUCAGCUCUGCCCUUGCCAGUGUUCUAAAGUUAUUGCAUGAUGGCAAAAAAAACAACUGAAUUCCAUAUAAAGGUUGCUGAACAUUAGACUAAACCGUUUUGAUGAAACAGUAUAAUAUGGGGUGGUGAUGGGGUGUUAUCAUCAAAAGUUCUUCUCAGUCUUGGAUUGAUUGCACAUCAUCAAACAGGUUGAUUGACAGUGAUCUACUAUGAUAAACGCUGUUCAUGCCCGGGUGCACAGCAUGUCAUCCAACAGCAGCACCCUCAAAUAAGGCAUGGAUUAUGUGAUAUGCCGUCAGUGCAUACACUCUGAUGAAAAAGCUGUGGCCAUUGCAGUGAUCCCACUCCGGUCAUUAGUGGGGGGGUUUGUACUGGAAGGCUCAAUAUAAUACAGAGUCAUAUUGCCAAUAUGGGACCUAUAAUAGAUCAACAGUUAGGGUACCAAUGAGACAUUCAUUUAACUCCAUCCAAGCUCAAAACAGCUUUCAUAUCUGAUUAUAUGUGAGCCUUGUGUCCAGAAAAACAAGAAUACAGAAGCCCAAGCAUGAAAACACUUUCACUGUCCUUUUGCAGUAAUAUGCUCAGUAGUGUUAUGUUUCUAAAUAUACACAUUUCCAUUAGUGAACAUCUUACAACAAGAGUCCUUUUUAUAUAACAACAUAAUUAAGUACAUACAAUGACCUCUCUUCAUAGGCCCAUUGGUCUAUUGUAGGUUUUAAACAGGCCUUUUUUUGACACUUAGAUUUUAUUAGAAGAUCUUUUUUAUGUCAAAAACAAUAGCACAGAACAGCAACAUCAUUGCCAGGCACCAUGACAUCCACAUCUACAUCACAAACUUUAUAUAUUAUCGAUUAUAGACAGCAGCUCUACAUAAUUUGCAUAUAAUUAUCCGGGUUUGGCAAAGCAUACAGCAAAAAGAAGGCAAAUGAGAUUUUAAGCAGUGAGGACGAGCGAAGCAAACCACCAGCCUCAGUGUUUGUUCCAACAAAUAUAUGAUCUAAACUGGCCUUUUUCGUAGAUCGCCAGCUUCCAAACUGCUUCUUGAAAUACCUUUAUUUUUUUUCUUCAACUGCUUUUCUGGUUCAUUGUGAUAACCAGUGUUCCCAAGUAUGGAACGAUACGGAAAUGAAAAAUCCUCUGCUAUUAGCAAUGUUUUGGUAGUGCUAACUCUGGCCGUUAUUCUUGAUCCAAGUACGUGUUAUAAGUCACAAAUCCAAACAACUGGGGUAAAGCAAAAUGGUUAAGCUGUAAAUGUGAAUAAUUGUAGAAUAUAUGACAAAGGUGUAAAAACAAAAAUCACUUCAUUUAUCUUACAUUUAUUUAAGUGCAACAACUUUUUAUUGAAUCUGAUAUGAAAUCCAAACCAGUUACUCGGAACUAAAAACGUUAAUAAAUCACAAUGUGAUUGUUGUUCAAUGCUAAUAAUGAUGGCAAUAUUUUGUGGAGAUUGUCUGAGUCUGUUUGUAAAAAGAAAAGUUACCAAAUAUGCAAACUUGACUCUGUGGGGUAAACUUUGUCAUGUCCCUAUAAUUGAUCCAAUGCUGCUGUACACAUUACUGUAGUUCUUGUGCAUUACAUUUUUAUAUCCUGAGCAUGAGUUAGGACAAUAGUGUUUCACAUCGAUUAUUUAAUCAGUUUGAAUCAAAAGUAGUUUACUGAUUGCACUCCAAUGUGUGGAUUUUUAAUUUGGUGUUCUCAGCUCUUUGAAGACAUUCACUGAAAUGAUUCACUUGUGUGAAGAGGAAAAUGUGCACUACUGUUGAAGUGUGUAGACGAGACACGGGUUGACUUGCAGAGAUUUUACUUCUUAAUAUUUUGAGUGUGUAAUUUUAAAAAUACUAUUGUUUUGAGCACAUUUCAUUAUGAUGUUUUUCUGUGAUUACAUGAUCUCUGAUUAAUCACUGUAAUUUUCUGUAAAAAAAAAAAACGUACAAAAAAAACAACAACCUGUAACUUAACAUUCCUUGUCACACUGAGCAUAAGAGAAAAAAUAAAAUAUGGAAAAAUGUA
Siniperca chuatsi (mandarin fish) is the source of this 3714-nucleotide messenger RNA. RefSeq names its product adaptor related protein complex 1 associated regulatory protein (gene ap1ar). Gene Ontology annotation, biological process: negative regulation of cell motility; negative regulation of substrate adhesion-dependent cell spreading; regulation of Arp2/3 complex-mediated actin nucleation. The record is from RefSeq and is a predicted model, not a curated record. Bases 146 to 1048 code for a protein of 300 amino acids. Gene Ontology annotation, molecular function: AP-1 adaptor complex binding. Lineage: Eukaryota; Metazoa; Chordata; Actinopteri; Centrarchiformes; Sinipercidae. The transcript has 10 exons.